This is a messenger RNA of Symbiodinium natans, 777 nucleotides long. The record is from the annotation of a GenBank genome assembly. NCBI's taxonomy places the organism in Eukaryota, Dinophyceae, Suessiales, Symbiodiniaceae.
AUGGCCCUUGAGUACCGCAACACCUUCAUUGCCGUGAAGGAGGAGUUCGGGGAGGCAGCGCGUGCUGCACGUGCCCAGAGCUCGCCACCGGGCCGCACACGCCGCAGCAGCUUCAGCAUGGAGUCGCAAGACCAAGAGGAGGCGCGCAGCUACGUAAGCAGCCUUGCACAGAAUGCCGCCCAGCUUGGGAAGCCAGGGGUGCCCCAAGUUCUGGAGGAUUCCGAAACUUCUCCGGUGACUCCCGCCAUGGACGUCCAUGCAGCCUUGACUGCACCCAGCUUGGGGAGUAGGGGCCACCCGGACGUGUGCCGCCGCCCUUGCAUCUACUUCACGACCGGCCAUUGUGGGAAUGGCCAGGCUUGUGCCUACUGCCACCUCACCCACGAGAAGUCGAUGCCCAAGCUUGACAAGCGCCAGCGGAUCUUGGUGCAGCACCUCAGUCGCCCGCAGCUGAUGUCCAUGGCCCUCCACUUCUGCCGCACCCAGGCCGAGCAGCGCGGUUUCACGGACCAGGUGCAGGAGAUCCUUGCGCUCCUCGAGGCGGGGGCAAGCGGCUCAGCAAGCUCUGCGGAGUCGGGGGAUGCCGUGACGGACCGUGACAUCCGCAACUUGCGCAAGACGCUUGCCCGGAUGAGCUUUUCCAGCCUGAUCGGCUUGGUGGCGCACCUGCCGCCCAAGCAAACCGGGGCCGAGCAUGAGGCGCAAGUCUCCGCUCGCCUGCUGGCAGCCUUGGAGGACCUUCGCUUGCAGCUCCCUGUCUCGGAGGAGACGGUGUAG